Molecule: messenger RNA, 309 nt
Organism: Suillus subaureus
Lineage: Eukaryota; Fungi; Basidiomycota; Agaricomycetes; Boletales; Suillaceae
Exons: 2
Coding region: 1-309 (102 amino acids)
Source: RefSeq, a predicted model, not a curated record
AUGAAGCGUGAUGUCUGGGUACCCACAAUCAUCGAGCCCACAUCUGCCUCCACAUGGAGUGCCGGAGGGACAUACUCUGUCACCUGGGAUACCUCCUCAAAACCUUCGGAGGUAACCAACCCUAUUGGCAAGGUAUACCUUCGCCAGGGCGAUGCAACCCAAUCCGAUCCCAUCGCGUCUGGAUUUGAGCUUUCUGACGGUGAAGUUAAAGUCACGAUCCCUGAUGACACCGCUGCCGGGGAGUACAUGGUCGUAUUAUUCGGCGACUCUGGGAACUGGAGUGAGGAGUUCGCGAUUAACGCAGCAUAA